This is a messenger RNA of Orbicella faveolata, 1740 nucleotides long. RefSeq names its product QRFP-like peptide receptor. The record is from RefSeq and is a predicted model, not a curated record. NCBI's taxonomy places the organism in Eukaryota, Metazoa, Cnidaria, Anthozoa, Scleractinia, Merulinidae. Gene Ontology annotation, biological process: G protein-coupled receptor signaling pathway. Gene Ontology annotation, molecular function: G protein-coupled receptor activity. Gene Ontology annotation, cellular component: membrane.
AGAAAGUAUGAGCGAAAUCGAUUUUUUGGCUGUGUCCGCGAUUUUGAUGAUCAUAACUGGUUUACUGACAAUGACUCUUAAAUUUCUAAAUUUACACUCCGACAAGAUGCAUUCAGGAUAAUUGUUUUCAUUGAGCUCAGGCUCUAACCUUUAACGUUCUGUGUUUCUCACUGACUCGUCUUGAUGGACAAUCUGAUGCACACCAAACAAUGAAAGAAAGACGAGAACUUGACGACGGUUUAUCAUUCUUCGAACAGAGCUGAAAAACAAUCCAGCCAGCUGUCGCUACUUCAUUUGACGGAGCAGUGACAUUUUAGGACAGUCUCUGCUUCCAGUCUCAUUGAGGUUAAGAUGUGAAAUGAAAGGCAAUUUGUGGCGCAAGCUGAUUGGUCACUUUCGUUGGUUGAGCCACUUGAGAAACUAUUUGGGCAAAAAGGAGGCGCACAGCAGGAACAAAGAUCAGUCGUGCAAAUCUCUGAAUCGGUCAAUCUUUUCGCGCGAAAGACGGUAUCAAGCCGAAAAGUUAUUCCGCCUUCGCUAGAACAUAUAAAUAGAGUGAGGUUACUAAGUGAGCAAAUCAGCUAGAAGAAACCGAACGGAAAUGUCGGACAACGUAAACACAACGAUGAAUGCAACACAGUCAUCGAGCUGCCCCAGCAAUUCUACAGUAGAAAAAAUUGCAACGAUCUUUCCUUACUGUCUGAUUUUUCUUGUUUCGCUGGCUGGGAACACCGUCAUCGGAAUAAUUGUCUUCAAGACGCAGACCAUGAGAAAACCCAUCAACUUUUUCAUUGUAAACAUGGUCAUGUCCGAUCUGCUGUAUCAGAUAAUCAAGAUUCCUCAGCUUAUACAAGUACUCUAUAUAGACUCCUGGCUGAUCGAUGGUGCUCUUGGCCAGGCCUUAUGUAAGCUGGUUUACUUCUUGAAAGGUGUUUCCCAUCUUGUGUCUAUUCAAAGCCUGGUUCUGAUAGCAGUGGAUCGAUUUGGUGCUGUGGUAUUUCCUCUCCGUUCUCCACUCAUCUCUUCAAAGUUGUGCCCGUUGUUCAUUACCGCUUCUUGGAUCGUCGCGAUAGCUGUUAACUCCCCAAAGCUCUUAAUAUUAAAACUUGUUGAAUAUCCAGAAAAACUGGUUUGUAAGCGACGUUGGAAUGAAGUUUUUGGAGAAUCCUCAUCCCCUGAGAAUUAUCGCUUGUCCUUUUUAGUUGUAUUCACUUUUAUCCCGUUGGUGUUGCUAGCCAUAGUUUACAUUAUCAUCUAUCUAAAGCUCAAGUCACAGAAGAUUCCAGGCGCGCAAUCAGCCAACGCUGGACAACAACGCCAGCGAAGGGAGCGAAAUGUGUUAAAAAUGGCCAUUGCUAUAGUGUUAGGGUUUGCAAUGUGCAGGCUUCCUCUCGCUAUCUGGCUUAUUCUCCUCAUGUUUACGGACACCAUCAUAUGGCCGAAUUGUGCCUUCCGAUACUCUUUCUAUAUUGUCCAUUUAAUGGCUCUGGUAAAUUGUGUCAUAAAUCCUUGUAUCUGUUUUAUUUUCAGCAGAAAUUAUCGUAAAGAACUUAAGGCUCUCGUUAGAUAAAUUAUUUGACUUCCGCGGUAGGAGGGUUUGCGUAAGGGUUUGCGUUGAUGCGGUUUUGCGUUAUUUUUAGUGCGGUUUUGCGGAAAUCUUUAUUUCAACCUGCGGCAUUGCGGUUUAAUAAGACUAAGCGGCUUGCGGUUUUCAUAAAUUUUCUAUCGCGGUAAUCGGUG